AUGCUCGGGUUCUCAGAUAUACUGUAUGCCCACGACGUGUGUGGGAGACGCACAGGCUGCGUGCCCAAGGACAGGGCCCGAGGAUCUCGUGUUGAGCCCUACAGAACAGCACAUUACAGCACAGUACAGCACAGUACAGUAUUACGACGCGACGACGAUCCUCCUCCUCCAUUCAAACCGCCUCUACUGUACUGUAUCAAAAUGCCUCAGCGCAUGAGCAGGAUCCAUUCGCAGAUUCGCGGAUUCACAAGCUCCCAGCAACGCUCACUCCUCCGGCAUGCGCCUGCAGCUGGCGCUCUGCAGGUCCUCAACCAUCUCUAUGGGCUGAGGUCCGCAGGCGCACCCAAUCAGGCCCAAAGACGAGCCUCCCCCAACCGCUUCAGCUCCAGCAGCGGCACUGUCAGCCUCUCGAGUGGUCGCUUCUUGCUAGGCUGGGGUGCCUCUUCAUGCUCAGCACAUCAAUCUAUAUCGCGACUCGUCAGGUCAUUACUUCUUCGUACCAUCAGCUCUCCGUUGCCACUCGCCACCUUGCCUCACCCAGAUGACUUUCGAACUCGAUGGACCGUCCUAGAAAGUCUACAGCCUCUCCCGCAGCACAAUCCGGCACGAGCAACAGAGUUUGCUGGGCUGAAGCAGAUAGAUGGAUGCCAAAUUACGUCUCCUCUUCCAAACGACGCGCUGAGGCCAGGAGGCGGUUUCUGCCCCCACCCCUACGCGGCGCCAAGGCAUCAGAGGCUCACGAGCUAUUAA
This is a messenger RNA of Hyaloscypha bicolor E, 750 nucleotides long. RefSeq lists its product as uncharacterized. The record is from RefSeq and is a predicted model, not a curated record. NCBI's taxonomy places the organism in Eukaryota, Fungi, Ascomycota, Leotiomycetes, Helotiales, Hyaloscyphaceae. The transcript is spliced from 2 exons. The coding region runs from base 1 to 750 and encodes 249 amino acids.